Molecule: messenger RNA, 5875 nt
Organism: Chelonia mydas (Green sea turtle)
Lineage: Eukaryota; Metazoa; Chordata; Testudines; Cheloniidae
Gene: TACSTD2
Product: tumor associated calcium signal transducer 2
Exons: 2
Coding region: 4397-5326 (309 amino acids)
Cellular component (GO): membrane
Source: RefSeq, a predicted model, not a curated record
UGGUUGUUUAGCAGGCUUCCUGCUUCUGAUAUAGUUAAAAAAAAAAAAAAAUCUGUUACUUUUUGAAUCUUUGGCUAGCUGUUCUUCAAAUUCUUUUUUGACUUUCCUAAUUAUAUUUUUACACUUGUGGGCAGAUUCUCAACUCAUGUACAUUAUAGCUCCAUUGAAGUCAAGGGCUGACAGUUUACACCAGUUGAGGAGAUCUCUGAGUUAAAAAACUCCAGAAUGAAAACAAAAAAAACAGAGUUUAUAACAUAAAAGAGACAAGACAAGUGGAAGACAAGACAUGGCUAAGAAAGGAAGGGUGAGGAGAGAGGGUCGGUGAGGCUAAAGAAGGAAAUGCACCUAAAAGAACUGGUCUUGGAGGUGGUGCACUGACUUGACUGGGAGACUCUUCCAAGGUGACAGGGUAAAAGAGUCAAGGGUGAGUGGUUGGGGAGGAGUGUGGAGUGCAAGUAGAGGUGUUUGAGGAAAUGAGAGCAGAGAUGCAGGCAGGGAGAGUGAAGGUGCUGUAGUAAGAGACAGGAAGCUAGCUAAGGGAUGGAUUUGAGGAGAUGGGUGAUAAGUUUGGAGUGGCUGGAGAGGAGGAUGAUUUCAUUUGCAGUAUUUUCAAUGGAUUGAAGAUGGAAGGCUGUGAAGGAGGUUACAGUAAUCAUGGACACAUGACCAAACCAUGGGCAACAGCUUUAGUAAUGUGGGAGGGGAGUGAAAAGAAGGUAGAUAUCAGUGAUAUUAAAGAGGAAAAAGCAACAUGGUUUAGCAAGAGACUGAAUACCAGGAGAGAAGAACUGAAACAAACCACGCCACAUAUAUUAUAAAAAAAAUAUGAAAUUAGAGUUGGAAAUACUAUUACUUAGCAAUUUCACAUGUAGGUCUCAGAGUUCUUUCCAAAGGCGUGUGAUACUAUUUUCAUUUUACAGAGGGAAAAACAGACACAGAGCAGUGCAGUGACUUGCUCAAGGUCACAAAAUGAGCCAGUACAGGAAACAGGAGUAAAUCUAGGAAUUUACCUACUUCAUCUUCCUGGCAAUGAAGGAUUAUUCCCUACACUGUAUUUUAUAACAAUUGUUCUUAUUCAAUUCCAGAUAGAGAGGGGGCUAAGCCACCAAUUUCAGCUCCAGGUCUGAGCUUCCUUAAAGUUUAAGGGUAUUUGGAUCUGCUGGUUUGGUUUAGGCCCAUAUUUGGUUGUAAAUACGAAUUGGCAACCACUGUAGCUUCCUAAUAAUUCAUCCACUAUUUACAAUGCCUUACAUUAAAUAAAGGGCAGGCUCUGGGAAAACCCCUGUGGAGGUAGAGUUUGAAUAUGGGUUUUUUCCAGGACCCAUUCCUGUGAGUUACAGAGUGCCUGAGGGUGCUCAGCAUCUUGCACAAGCUGCUCAGCAUAUCUCAGUUUCAGGCGUUUGUGCUUAACCAACUCUGCGGGCAAUGAGCAAGUCGAACGUCUGACCUCUACUGGCAGCAGUAGGAAGAUGUGAAAACAGUGACUUGUGUAGGGUGGACUGUUAAGUAAUUUGGAACACUGCCCACAGAGCAAUUACCCCACCAUCAGAAAUUUGAGUAUCUCCAGAAACUGCCAUGACAAUAUCAACCACUCUAUAAGGUAACAGAACAAGUGUGAAAGUUUUUGUAUUUUUUAUUGGUUUGGGCUAAAUAGUAUAUCAAAGGGAAGUAGGAGGGGCAGAAACCAUCCUUGAAGGAAGGAAUGCCUAGAAGGAAGGAAUGCCCCAGCUGUUUUAGAAAUGAAAGUAUAAUCUGCAACUGAAGAAACUGUCAACCCAGCAUCGAUUUGACAUUGCAGCUGCUCUGGGAUUUUAUUGGAGCAGAGUAAAAGGAACUUUUGGUAUAGCAAAACAAAACUGAAAUCCCCAAGCAAUAAGAAACCAGACAAUACAACUGCACGGGAGCUGCAAGACAGAGGAUUGGGAAACUAUGGCCGCCUUACUGCUUUGUGCUCCCUUCAGAGGAGGAGCAGAUUGUGUGAUCAUGGAGGAGACAGUGGAGUCCAGGGAUCCAAGAGAAAAGGAAGCAUUAGUCAGAGCUAUCUCUCUGUGGUUCUGCCAGCCUAGCCCUGUCCUUGGCAGCACAGCUCCUUUUGGAGCCAUACUGCUCCUCACUCCAUUGUUCAUGCCUGGGGCUAGUACCCCCUCACCAAAGACAGCGUAAGCAUGGGAGCUCAUGUUCCUAGGAGCAGUAUUAUCCAAAUGGUAUUUGCCAUGCCAAGGAGACUGAGGGCUGGUCCACCCAUCCGCUUCUCCUGCCUGCGGUAUCAUCGCCCCGACACAGAUCCUAAUGAGCGCCCCUUCCUAGCUGCCGAUCAGGACUGCUCUGAGGGGAAUCCAGGCCUCUGUGCUCUGAAUGCCCUGGGGUGCAUUAAGCUCCUGGAACCUCAAUGGAGUCCUGCCGCUGCCCCAAUCUUGUGGUCCCUAGUCACGCGCUCAGGCCGUAGACCUUCUAACCGGCACCCCCUCUGAGUGCUUUAACCUGCCAUGCAACUGCCUAGCCCUCCUAGGUCCAGUGCUAACCCUUCAGUACUCCCCUCUCUCAGACCUCCACCAAAAGGGUGUGAAGCUUCUGGUUUACAGUUUAACUCCCUCAGGGGCACCCAGCAGUUGUAAACGGUCAACGCACACACUUUGUUCAGUUACUCGACUUUAUGCUCUUUAUUUAACAGAUAAAGCACAGGAGAGUACCUCUCAUACAAAACAAUGACACCUUCCUACAUGCUAUGUCUCACUAGCUCACCCUUCCCGUGCGUGUUCUUGAGGGAUCAGAUGUGUUUUGUCAGGCAGGCAGCGUCCUCUGGCCCCUUGCCUACCUUGCAGCCGCAGCCUCCCUCAUCUUAAACUAGUGCAAAAUGGUUCUCUUUCUCUUCUCUCUUAUACUAGCACUGGUGCUCCUGGUCUGCUAUCUCUUGAUCCCAGUCUUCUGGCGGCUGUGUUUCUUCUCCAGCUGCAGCUUCUGCUCUAGCUGUUGAGCGGUCCACGGUUCCUGUUGCCGUGGUGUACUCAGUCUGGACGGAAUGUGGGGCUGCCUCUGUCAGGCUCUUCCUUGUUUGUCAGGGUGGGGAACCUCAACCCAUAGUUGGGGCAGCAAAUCCUUUGGGAGACAUUAUAAAAGGUAAGGGCAAAAAUGCCAUUUACAGACUCAGCCUGUCCAGGAAUUAAGACAGUGCACUCCCCUAGGCUGCUGGCGGGCACCUUAGUUAUACCCACUUCUUUAGGGGGAGAUGUGACAGCUAAGGCAAUUUCGUGCAAUAUCCUGGACAAACCAUAUUGAAUUAAGUUUAUGCAUCGUUGUGGGCCAAGGAUUGUAUGUAAAUCCACGGGGGAGGGAGAUCACAGCCCUCCAAAAACUAAGAAGAGUGGGGGUGGGUAAGCAAAUUCAUUCAGGUUGUAACAUGUCCAGAGAGCUACCACCACCUGGAGGGAGGCUUGCAUACACUAGUUCACACUGGAUUCUGCAGGGACCAACAAAGAAAGGAGUUUUGAGUAAAUAGCUGAGUUAAAACUGACUCAAGGCUUUCAUUCUGAUCCAGCAAAUGGGCAAGACCUUUGGUCUAAGGCAUGCUGCCAAUCCUUUCUGAGAAGGGCUGGAAAGACUUGUCUGUUCUGUGUUCUUGUUCUGAGCUGUAGGGGUUAUGAACUUGUAACCACAAGAAAACUCCUUGGUGUGGUUUGAAGGACUGUUCACCUGCCAGAGUCCUUGGAGUCAGGGGGUGAUCUCUGGUAAGCUUAGUAUGCAGGUAGGUUCUUUUAUUGUUUUUAAUGUUUUCUCUAUCAUGCUUUUUCCUUAAGAGUAAAUAUGCUUGCGUAGGAAGAGCUGUCUGUUAACUUAACUGUGGCAAUUACACUGUUUACUGUUUCUGAGGAGAAAAGUAAAGCAGGCCUGCUUAGGCUGUCUGACUUUGCUGGACUAUAAGCAGGGAGCUGAAUAGCCUGAAAAUACCUCAGUCAGGAGUGGGAGAGAUGCGUGUCUCAGCCCAAGAGAAGCAACAGCUGGGGAUCCAGAAACCUAUGAGUUGAUGCCUUUGCUGGACCAUAGAAGGGAAAUACAUGUGCUGUUGCCCUGAAUUGUGACAUCCCUCAUCCCAUCUCUAAUUAUGGCACUUCUCCCCCAUAAUAUCAGGGCAGUGAGGCUUCCACAAACACCAGCGUGGGUUGCUGUCCUCCCUUUUGUGUGUUUCCUUGAUCCAGUUCCCAUCUGCACAGGGCCCUAACUGAGUUUAUACAUUCAGGAGAUGGAAACAGAGAUAGAAAGAAGGGGCUCGGGCACGCUCACAUUAUCUUAAAAAACUGUGUUUGUGUGUUCUGACCCACAGGGCAGGCCCAAUGGCAUUUCUGUGUUUGGAGAAGCCACGUUUUAUAUUGGGGCUUCUUCCUCUCUUUCUCCCUUGAACAUGGAAUCUAGAUUUGGAGUUGUGCUGGUUUUGAUCUUGGCAGCUGCAUCAUCAUCUACCCAGAAGAACUGUAUCUGUGCAACCAACAGACGGGCUCUAUGCACUGAAGACACAUCUGGGAACUGCUUCUGCACGUUGGUGGGUUCAAGUCAAAGGGUGAAUUGUUCAGUGUUGACUUCAAAAUGCCUACUGAUGAAGGCAGAAAUGAGCUCCGCAAAGGGCAGGCGCUUCUCUAAACCUGAGCAUGGCUUUUUAGACAAUGAUGGAGUUUACAAUCCAGACUGUGAGAACAGUGGUAUCUUCAAAGCCAGGCAGUGCAAUCAGACUGACACCUGCUGGUGCGUGAACUCUGCUGGGGUGAGAAGAACUGAUAAGGGUGACAAAAACCUAAAAUGCAGUGAACUAGUCAGAACUAACUGGAUCUUCAUCAAACUGAAACACAAGGAGAGGUCUAAAGCUUUCCAUGCUUCUGAAGUGGCAAAUGGUCUGAGACAAAUCAUUCAGAACAGAUACAAGCUGCAUCCAAAGUACAUCACUGCCAUUGAGUAUGAAUACCCAUUCAUCCAUAUUGACCUGAAGCAAAAUGCUUCCCAGAAAUCCAACGGAGAUGUCGAUAUAGCUGAUGUGGCUUAUUACUUUGAAAAAGAUGUUAAACUUGACUCCAUAUUUCACCGUAGUAAUGCGUUCAACCUCUCCGUUAACGGAGAGCCUUUGGAUGUGGAAGGAAUUUUAAUUUACUAUGUGGAUGAAAAGCCACCAGAGUUUUCUAUGAAACGUCUGACUGCUGGCGUUAUUGCUGUGUUGGCAGUAGUGAUAUUGACUAUUAUUGCUGGGAUUACUGUACUGGUUAUUACCAGGAGGCGGACCGGGAAGUAUGAGAAGGUCGAGAUCAAGGAGAUGGGUGAAAUGAGACGAGGACAGAACUCAUAGCUGCCUUAAUCUGAAGACAGAAAUUAAGACUUUGAUGAGAAGGAAGCAGAAAUGGGAAGAUUAUUCAAUGUUUGUGUGGGGAUGCUGGGGUAUUUUUUAUUUCUAGUUUUAAAACAAUGGUUUUCUAAAAUCCUAAAUGAGCUUAGAUUAGUAAAGUGGUAUUAACUAGUAUAAAUUAAUUUGAGAGUUGAUUAUCAAAAUCACCUGAAAAGAAAAGAUGAGCAUCUUAGCCCAAAGUUUUCCAAUUGUACAGUUGUAUUUUUAAGGGGACAAGAAAGUUAUUUGUACUUCCUAGCUAUUUAGCGUAAUUUAUAAUACCUACAUUUGUAUUACUAAAGAGCCUGUUAAACUUGUUUAAACAUUUUAUGAGGACUUUUUUUUGCACAAUCAGGUGCUGAAGCUUGAAUAUGUGCUGUCUGACUCACUUGUAUAAUUAGGGUUGGCUUUCUGUUUUCAAUGACAUUUUUAAAGUUACUAUCUUUGAUGAAGUUGCUGGAACUUUUUUGUUUUCACCAACUUUAAACUUAAUAAAUUCCACCCAAAACAAAA